Saccharomyces kudriavzevii IFO 1802 is the source of this 3522-nucleotide messenger RNA. RefSeq names its product DNA helicase SRS2 (gene SRS2). Gene Ontology annotation, cellular component: nucleus. NCBI's taxonomy places the organism in Eukaryota, Fungi, Ascomycota, Saccharomycetes, Saccharomycetales, Saccharomycetaceae. Gene Ontology annotation, molecular function: ATP binding; DNA binding; 3'-5' DNA helicase activity. Gene Ontology annotation, biological process: recombinational repair. The record is from RefSeq and is a predicted model, not a curated record. The coding region runs from base 1 to 3522 and encodes 1173 amino acids. The transcript has a single exon.
AUGUCGUCAAAUAAUGAACUUUUGUUGCAUUUAGUAUCCCAAUUAAAUGCGCAACAGCGAGCGGCGGCACUCUUUGACUGUACAAAAGGUCUACAAGUUAUAGCCGGCCCCGGUACAGGGAAGACUAAAGUUUUAACUUCUAGAGUAGCCUAUCUUAUUCUGCACCACCACAUCGCUCCUCGUGAUAUUAUAGUGACCACUUUUACCAACAAAGCUGCUAACGAGAUGAAAGAGCGUCUGCAGGAAAUGUUACGCGAUACAGAUGUCAAUGCGUCGGAGCUUCUAAUUGGCACUUUCCAUAGUAUCUGCCUGAAGAUACUGUAUAGGUUUGGACACUUGGUAGACCUACAGAAGGAGUGGAGAAUCAUUGAUGAAAAGGAAAUAGAUAUAAUUUUGGAUGAUAUGAUAGAAAAAGUUCCCGAUCAAAUAAGAGACUAUGCCUCCUCCAUCACGAGGAAAGUAAAUUUAUGUAUGCCGAAGAAGAAUGGUGAUGAAUGGAGCAUUCAUCCAAAACUUAUUAAGAAACAAAUUUCAAGACUCAAAUCAAAUGCAAUACUACCUGAAGAAUACAUUCUAGACUCGAACCAUGACGCUGCAUUGGCCUAUUUUUACCAAAUCUAUCAAUCAGAACUGAGCAAGAAGAAUACUUUAGACUUUGAUGACUUGUUGAUGUACACGUUCCGUUUGCUGACUAGAGAGCGUGUUUUAUCAAACAUAAAGCAUGUUUUGGUUGAUGAAUUUCAAGACACUAAUGGUAUCCAAUUAGACUUAAUGUUUCUUUUCGCAAAAGGAAACCAUCAUCUUUCGAGAGGUAUGACCAUUGUGGGUGAUCCCGAUCAAAGCAUAUAUGCCUUCCGAAACGCUCUGGCCCAUAAUUUCUUAGAAAUGGGUAGGAAGUGCCCCAUCGAGUAUUCAACUAUUGUACUCGUAGAAAAUUAUCGUUCCUCCCAGAAGAUUUUAAACACAAGUGAAAUCUUGAUAACGCAACAGAACAAAGGCCGUCAGAAUAGGGCUCCACUUCGUGCCCAAUUCGAUCUGGAUUUCCCACCAGUCUAUACGAAUUUUCCCGCUUAUUUUUUGGAGGCACCUUCCUUAGUUCGAGAACUACUAUAUCUGAAGGCCUUACCAAACUUGUUUACGUUUAAUGACUUUGCGAUUCUAGUAAGGCAACGAAGGCAAAUUAAGAGAAUCGAAAGUGCAUUAAUAGAACACCGAAUACCCUAUAAGAUCAUAAGAGGUCACACCUUUUGGGAUUCAAAAGAAACAAGAGCCAUGUUGAAUUUGCUAAAACUGAUAUUUUCUCCCAACGAUAAACACGCAAUUUUGGCUUCACUUUUGUACCCAGCAAGAGGCCUCGGUCCUACUACUGGUGAAAAGAUCAAAAGCGCCUUAGAUACACUGGCCACGGAGGUGUCAUGUUUUCGAAUAUUAAAAGACAUCAGUGAUAAAAAAAUAAUGCUGGAUAUACCGACAAAGGGUCGUUCUGUUAUAGCAGAUUUCAUUUCAAUGAUUGAAACCUGUCAGUUGCUGUUAAAAGGUACUCUAUUAGGGGGUCUCACUGAUCUAUUUGAUAAACUGUAUGAAUUGUCAGGUUUGAAGUACGAAUACUUAUACAAGGAUGGUAAAAAAAAAACGGCACAACUUGAAAAAUCCGAGCCUAAUUUAUUGAAUGUGAGGCAUAAGAAUAUUGAGCUUUUGAAGAAUUAUUUCUUAGCUCUUCUUAACAAGUCAAAAUCCUCACAUAAGGAAAAAAGUGAAAGUAGGAAUGAAACAACAGAUGGUGACGACCCAGUAGACGAUAAAGGUAUUAGUCCAAAGGAAUAUCUCCGUAAUUUUUUCAACUCACUGUCUCUUCACUCGGAUGCUGCUGAUGAAGAAGAGUCGAAGUCCAAUAAAAGUGCCAGGGCGAAUCGUGAAAAAAAUGGCUUUGUCACAAUAUCUACAAUCCACGGCGCUAAAGGCCUUGAAUGGCCAGUAGUUUUUAUUCCUGGAUGCGAAGAAGGGAUCAUUCCUUGCGUGUUCAACGACGAUAAAAAAGACGAAUCGGAAGAAGACGAGGAGGAGGACUCAGACAAUAUUAAAAAAAGUACGAGCCCAAAAAAGAGUAGAGUUUUAUCUGUGGAGGAUUCUAUAGAUGAAGAGAGGAGAAUGUUUUUCGUCGCACAAACCCGUGCCAAAUAUCUUUUGUACUUGUCAAACACUACAACAGUAGAGGAUGUCGAUAGGCCACGCAUAGCAAGCCGGUUUCUGACUACCGAUUUAGUAAAAGCCAUGUCCGAUAGUCAAAAAUUAUUUGAGAGUACAGAUAGUAUCGAAAAGUUAUAUCGUAUUUUGAACAAAAAACCACCGGCCCAAGAUAAUGAUUUCUUUUCCCUCGAUCAGUUACGCAAAGACUAUGACCAAUUCAUUGGGAACAGAAGGGAAAGAAUGAUUUGGCAAGGAAUACAAAUGAAUGAUAUCUAUGGGAUACAAUUGUCUAGAAAUAAACUAUCAGCCUCUGUGAACGAUUUCACAUCAGCUGCAGACCAGUUGCGGCUAGAAAUGGACAACUCUAUGUCGCCACAAAGGAAACUUAAUCCAAGACCAUCACCUAGCAGAUCCAGUGGAAAUUACGCUCCGAGAAAUAAACUUAAGAGUCCAGAAAAAAGAUACGCUCCAGAAACUAUAUCAUAUGUUUCUCCAGUCAAGAAGAGGUUAUACGCACCUCGAUACGAUAUAACGAACGGCGUGCCUAGUCGGCAAGAGUUUCAUUCUGCUACUGGGAAGAACAUUACCUAUUUGAAAAGAGAGAACGGGUCAAUUACAGACAUCUCUCCAAAAUCAUCAACAAGAUCGCUAAGAGGAGCAUCACCAAGUAGAACGAGCUAUAUUUCAGAUGAUGGACAAUCACCGACAAGGCCCUUGAAGAAAAAAAUCGCUAGUAAUGUUCAUGUUCCAAUUGCAGGCGUUUUUAGAGUGGAAUCCCAUCCGAAUAAUAACGAACAGUGCACAAGAUACUUCGAUAAAUCAGGCCAUUCGCUUACCUCAAGCGGAUCUUUCAACGUCUCCAGCAGAAGUAGUAACUUCGAUCAGUCAAAAAACCUGAUACAAGAUAUCAGGAACGAAUUGGAUUUAUCCGAUGAUGAGUUGUUGAACGAUAUAUCAAUAGAGAGGAGAAGAGAGAUUAUACAUUCACAAAUCACAAAGAAAGGAAAGUCAAGAUCUCGUGUUAGAAAAUCCAAAGCAGGCGGCGAAAUAAAGAUUGAGGAAGUGAUAGAUUCAAAGAGUGAGUUUGAGGAGGAUGAUAGCAGAAACACAACUGCAGCCGAGUUAUUACAUAAUCCAGAUGACACCAGAGUAGACAACCGUCCAAUUAUCUCGAACGCUAAAUUUCUGGCCGAUGCAGCAAUGAAAAAGACGCAGAAACUUUCUAAAAAGGUUAAAGAUGAACCUGCAUCAAGUCAAAUGGAUAUAUUUUCUCAGCUGACGCGAGCAAAAAAGAAAUCGAAAUUGAAUAAUGGUGAAAUUAUAGUUAUCGAUUAA